Messenger RNA from Zingiber officinale, 2293 nucleotides. RefSeq names its product receptor-like protein 4. The record is from RefSeq and is a predicted model, not a curated record. NCBI's taxonomy places the organism in Eukaryota, Viridiplantae, Streptophyta, Magnoliopsida, Zingiberales, Zingiberaceae. The coding region runs from base 206 to 2092 and encodes 628 amino acids. The transcript has 9 exons. Gene Ontology annotation, molecular function: protein binding.
GCUACACAGAACAUCUCUAUCGCCGAUUUAAUUAAUUAGGUGCUUAGGCUUCUUCAGCUUCGGGAGGAAGAGGUGGAGGAGGACGAGGAGAGAGAAUGAGAGAGCGCUGCGCUGCUGAUCUGAUCAGGUGCGUCGGAGAUAGGCCAGAGGGGGGCGAGAGUCGAAGGAAGAACUGAGGCCUGAGAGAGGAGAGUGAGCCAGCGGGAUGAUGCUGCCGUUUCCAAUCCAUCACCGUCCUUUUCUUCUCUGCGGCAUUCUGUUACUCGGGAUUUUAGCGGCUGCGCACGACAAGGAACCCUAUGCAAUGCGCAUAAGCUGCGGAGCUCGAGAGGAUGUCACCACUAAGCCUUCCGAUACUUUAUGGUACAGGGACUUUGGUUACAGUGGUGGAAAAUUUACUAAUGCAACAGUCCCCAGUUUCGUUGAGCCUCUGCUGAAAACGCUUCGCUAUUUCCCUCUGUCUGAUGGACUGGGGAAUUGUUAUACUGUUAGCAUGAUCCCUCGAGGUUACUAUCAAGUGAGGCUAUUCUUUGCACUCAUUGCAGAUCCUGGUUUUGGCAAUGAACCUAUUUUUGACAUCUCUGUUAAGGGAACUCAAAUUUAUUCGUUGAAGCCUGGCUGGAGCAAUGUUGAUGACCAGUCAUUUGUGGAGGCGUUCGUAUUUGUUACUGAUUCAUCCUUAGCUGCUUGUUUCCAUAGCACUGGUCACGGUGAUCCAUCUGUUCUCUCAAUUGAAAUUCUUCAAGUUGAUGACAACGCAUACUCUUUUGCAUCCCCCUGGGGUAAAUGGACAGUGCUUAGGACAGCCAAAAGAUUGACGUGUGGUUCUGGUAAAUCAGCAUUUGAUGAAGAAUAUGGUAGCAGCCAAUGGGGUGGGAAUAGAAUCUGGUUCGGUACUUCAUCUUUUCCAGAUUCUGGUCAACCUAUAUCAACAAAUCAUAGCAUUAGUCAGACAGCUAUUUCUCCCAACUUCUAUUCAGAGAAACUUUAUCAGUCAGCGAUUGUGGGCGAUGAUGAACAGCCUGAUUUGUCUUUCCAAAUGGAGGUGAAUCCGAACAGAAAUUAUUCAAUCUGGUUUCAUUUAUCUGAAAUUGAUCCAAAUAUAACUGGUGGAGGGCAGAGGGUUUUUGACAUAUUAAUAAACGGUGAUAUAGCAUUUGAGAAUGUUGACAUUUUUCAUACGACGGGAGGAAAUUAUGCAGCUCUUGUGCUGAACAAAACUGUUGAAGUAACUGGAAGGACCUUAAUAAUCACGUUGCGUACUAUACAUGGAAGUCAUGCGCUAAUAAAUGCCAUUGAGAUUUUUGAGCUGAUUCUAGCUGAGUCUAGAACUUCAGUGGAGGAAGUGCAAGCUUUGGAAAUUUUGAAGACUUCUCUGGGAUUACCACACCGUUUGGGCUGGAAUGGUGAUCCAUGUGUUCCUCAACAACAUCCAUGGAGUGGAGUCGAUUGCCAAUAUGACAGAAAAAGUGGCCAUUGGGUCAUAGAUGGACUAGGUCUUGAUAAUCAGGGUUUAAAGGGCUUCUUGCCAAAUGGCAUCAGUAAGCUGCGGCACUUGCAAAGCAUAAAUUUGAGUAACAACAACCUGUAUGGAGCAAUCCCCUCCUCUAUUGGCACUAUUGCUGGUUUACAAACAUUGGAUCUUUCAUACAACCAACUCAAUGCAUCUAUUCCUGAGACCCUUGGCCGGCUGAUGUCUUUACAAAUACUGAAUCUCAAUGGAAACCAUUUAUCUGGAAGAGUUCCAGCAAAUCUUGGAGGACGGCCACUUCACAGGGCUAGCUUCAAUUUCACUGGCAAUGCAGGUUUAUGUGGGAUUCCUGGGUUACGAGCCUGCGGCCCUCAUCUUUCCCUCGCUGCUAAACUUGGAAUUGCUUUCGGGGCUUUGUUCGGACUGCUGCUAAUCCUCCUUUGUGUUCUUAUCUGGUGGAAAAGAAGGGCGAACAUCCUUCGCGCUCAAAAGAUUGCUGCUUCCAGGGAAGCUCCCUAUGCCAAGUCGCGCUUCACACGAGAUGUCCAAAUGACGAAGCAUCACACUGUGCAAGACCAAACUCGAACCAGCCCUGAGAGUGCAUCCAACUUGCUCUCUUAGCCGCCGCCGCCGCGUGACGAUCCUUCUUUUAUCAUUGUCAUUCCAUUCUUUGUUUCCCUCCAAGAUCCUUUUUGACUGUGUUUCUUUGAUUCAGGAAAGCAGUAGAUUUCUCUUGUAGUCUGCUUGGGAGGAUAUUGUAGAAAUCACUAAAUUAUUAAAGAAAAAGAGUCUAAAAAAAUUCCAAAUACAAUUGUUCUUGAA